Hydra vulgaris (swiftwater hydra) is the source of this 2742-nucleotide messenger RNA. RefSeq names its product glutamate receptor ionotropic, NMDA 1. NCBI's taxonomy places the organism in Eukaryota, Metazoa, Cnidaria, Hydrozoa, Anthoathecata, Hydridae. The record is from RefSeq and is a predicted model, not a curated record. Gene Ontology annotation, molecular function: ligand-gated monoatomic ion channel activity; signaling receptor activity. Gene Ontology annotation, biological process: monoatomic ion transport. Gene Ontology annotation, cellular component: plasma membrane.
CGCAAUGGAAUUAACUUUUAUAUUUCUGCUUUUUUUUUUUUUUUUUAUUCCAUCUACCUCAAAAGUAGUUAAUAUUGGUUUUCUUUUUGACGAUUUUAAAUUAGAGAUAAUAGCAAAGACUGAAAUCGAGUCAAUAAAUUUAAAUCUUCAAAAUAACAUUUUUCUAAAUUAUACAUGGCACAAAGUUUUACCUGAUUCGAAACAAAUGUUUCGUGAAAUCUGCUCUAAUAUUAUUUCUAAUAAUAUCUUCGUUAUUGUAACUGCUGAUUCAAAAACGAGUGCGCCACAAAUAGUCUCUUGCUUCGGAUCUUUAUAUAACAUACCAAUAAUUGGUUUGCAGACAAGAAAUAUUGAGUUCUCCGACAAGAACCUUCAUCCAAUGUUCUUAAGAAUGGUUCCUUCUUACGUAGAACAAGUUCAAGUGUGGCUGCAAAUAAUGAAAGAAUUUAGUUGGACAAAAAUUAUUGUAUUGACAAGUGACGACAAAGAAAGCCAAACUUAUUACAUUCAGUUUGCAACCAGAGCUUACAAAUCCAACAUUGUAAUUGAAAACUCUUUGGUAUUUCCAAGUGGUACUAUAAAUGUAUUUCCCUACAUGAAUCUUUUAAAUGGCACUCAAUCGCGAGUAUUCUAUGUAAUUUGCAGUGCGUUUGAUGCAAAAAAUGUUUUUGAAAGUGCAAAAAAGCUUCAGUUAACCGGCGAAGGACAUAUUUGGUUGACUAACGAAGAAACUUUAGAUGAAAAUAUUCUCAAAUAUGUACCUCAAGGUACCCUUUCUAUUAGAUUAUCAACAAAUUUCCAGAAAGAAGUUUAUUUAAAAGAUACAAUUAGUGUUAUAAUGAAUGCUUUAAAUAAAAUGGAAAAACUGAAUACUUCGCCACCAAGCUCAUGCAGUGAACCGUUAGGAAACUGGAUCACAGGAAAAAAAUUUUACAAGACUUUGGUAAAUACGUCGCUCGUUGGCUACACUGGAAUGGUGAAUUUUGAUUGGUACGGUGAUCGAAAAAACAGCAAAUACGAAAUAACUAAUAUUUAUGAUAAAAGCACAUUAAUAAAUGUUGGCUGUGUCACUGGUUCAAAUGUAACAAUAAAUGUAUCUAAGAUUGUUUGGCCAGGAAAUCAAACGCAAAUCCCCAAAAGUCUUGUUAUUUCAAGAAACUUAAAGGUGGUAAGUAUCGAAAGUAAUCCUUUUGUAAUUAUAAAAGAAAUGCAUCCAUCAAACAGUUGUUCUAAUUACAACGACGGAAGUUAUUAUGUAUUAUGCACUGGACCUACGCUAUAUGAUAAAGAUAAAAAAGAUCAUUGCUGCCAAGGAUAUUGCAUUGAUUUAUUAAAGCGUCUCUCAGAAAGACUAAAUAUCACAUAUAGCUUACAUUUAGUUGAUGAUGGAAACUUUGGUUCACUAACUCGAGAAAAUGGUUCCAAUUUUAAAAGGUGGAAUGGUAUUAUAGGCGAAAUUGUUGAGGGGAAAGCAGAUAUCGCUGUCGCGUCAUUAACUAUAAAUAAUGAAAGAGCUCAGUAUAUUGAGUUUUCAAAACCGUAUAAAUAUCAAGGGAUAUCUAUUCUUAUAAAAAAGACAAUGCCAGUGGAUGAUCUCCUCUCAUUCUUAAGACCAUUUAAACCAGAACUUUGGUGGUUAGUUUUAUUAUCAGUGCAUGUAGUUGCUGUAGUACUCUAUUUACUUGACAGGUUCAGUCCAUUUGGCGAAAAAGAUUCCGAUAACAAACAUCCUUUAGACCUAUUCUCUACAAUGUGGUUUGCAUGGGGAGUUUUAAUAAAUAGCGGAGUUGGAGAAGGUAUUCCUAGAAGCUUCAGCGCCAGAAUUCUUGCUAUGGUGUGGGCUGGCUUUUCUAUGAUAAUAAUUGCAAGUUAUACUGCGAACCUGGCCGCAUUUUUAGUUCUUGAUAAACCAAAAAAUAAAAUUGAAGGAAUUAAUGAUCCAGUGCUUCGAAAUCCAUCAUCAAGCUUUAAAUACGGGACUGUCAAGGACAGUAGUGUUGAAGCAUAUUUUCGGCGACAAGUGGAAAUGUCGAGUAUGUACAAUUUUAUGAAAAACUACAAUGUUCAAUAUGAAAGCGAAGGUAUUUCAAAAGUUAAAAAUGGAGAACUAGAUGCUUUUAUAUGGGACAGUCCCGUAUUAUAUCACGAGACAUCUAAAGAUUGCAAUCUACUUACAGUGGGUGAUCAAUUUGGUCGCUCAGGUUACGGCAUUGGUGUUCCAAAAGAUUCUCCUUGGAGUGAUGAUAUAUCGUUAUCCAUUCUUUAUCUUCAAGAGCGCGGCAUUAUGGAAGAACUCGAAACAAGAUGGAUAAACUUUGGAACAUGUGACAGCAUUGAUGAUAUGAAUAAACCAACCACAUUAGAACUUAGUCACAUGCUAGGUGUGUUUAUAAUGGUAGCUGUUGGAAUAGGAGGAGGUUUAAUCAUUGUCAUAUUUGAAGUCCUCUAUUAUAAAUACAGAGGGUGGAAGGAAAAACAGAAAAAUGUGUUAAAAAAAAGCACACAACAUUGGCAAAAACACGUUGAAGAAAAUAAAAAAAAUCGUAUACUGACGAAACAAUACAUAAGUUCCUCACAAACUCCUAAAAUUGCAAACUCAAUGGUGUGCACAAAUAACGGCUUUGAAAAAUAAAAAAAAAUUUUGUUAUAGUAAUCAUAGAGAUUUACGUGUUAAAAUAUUGUGAAAAUAUUUAAAAUACUUAAAUAUUGUGCUAUUUUUAAAUUAUUUUGCACAAAGUUGUU